Messenger RNA from Penicillium antarcticum, 585 nucleotides. RefSeq lists its product as uncharacterized. The record is from RefSeq and is a predicted model, not a curated record. Lineage: Eukaryota; Fungi; Ascomycota; Eurotiomycetes; Eurotiales; Aspergillaceae. Bases 1 to 585 code for a protein of 194 amino acids. The transcript is spliced from 2 exons.
AUGGCUACUGAAGCCGCUCUCGGGCAAAGUCCCUCUACAACUCCAGAGACGGCCCAGAUCGUCAACGACCAUUCGCAUGCAUUCCAAAACACGUUGAACACAACACAGACAGACAGUGCACCUGAAAUCUUAGAUGCAGGAAAAGCUGUAAACGACGAACCGCCAGAGGCACACAACGCAUCCAAGCCUGUUGCUAAAGAGACAGAGCCACUUGAGCCUGAAACCUCUGGUGUCGAUAAUGCCACCGCUAUUGCCAAUGAUCCCGGAGAUACAGUAGGACCAAAGGAUGAGGUACCAGUCGUCGAACCAAUUACUGGCGUCAAGCGUGAUCUUCAUACAUCUGAGGCUCCUGCUUCGACUUUGCCUGCUGAGACUGAACAGCGUGACCCUAAGAAGCAGAAGACAGAUGAAAAGCCCAAAACAACUUCCAAUGGCAGUGCUGCCUCUGCUGAUUUGAAGAAUCCAAGCAAUGGGCAAAAGAAGGAUGGUCGACACACAAAGGACAAGAUCAAGGAUGCUGUGAAGAAGAUUAUUCCGGGAGAUACUAUUGGAAGCCGCACUCGCAGCCGUACAAAGGGUGCUUAG